Molecule: messenger RNA, 4066 nt
Organism: Girardinichthys multiradiatus
Lineage: Eukaryota; Metazoa; Chordata; Actinopteri; Cyprinodontiformes; Goodeidae
Product: proline-serine-threonine phosphatase-interacting protein 1-like
Exons: 18
Coding region: 983-2344 (453 amino acids)
Biological process (GO): actin filament polymerization
Cellular component (GO): actin filament; plasma membrane; cytoplasm
Molecular function (GO): actin filament binding
Source: RefSeq, a predicted model, not a curated record
GUUUGGGUUUGACUCCAAUGUUGUCAUGGCGGAUUUGAUGUUUUGGUUUAUGUCUUCCUCUUGUGGUCAUCACUGGAAACUACAUAAUCAGAUGAGUUAGGAGAUAUUGUGACAAAAGGAAAGUCCGUUAAGCCUGAUUUCCCUUUCUUGUGGAAUGGGAUGAUUUCCCCUGCGUCCUGCAACCUCUGGCUCUGGUGUCGUUCUCCACUAGGAUUCUGCAGAGCUGUGGGACAUGCUGAUGAGGGAAGUCAGCCAUUUGAUUCUGGUGUGUUGGAAAAGGGACACAUCUAAAAAUCGCAGGAUAGUUGCAAUCAAGGACUGGACUUGGGAACCACUUUCCUUAACAUGGCCACAAAAUAACAUUUCUGGAUGUAAUAUCAUAAUACACUGAGAAACUGAAAGGGUGGUUUUCAUUUGGCUAAUGAUUAUUCAAAUUAACUCAUUUUGUCAGUCUUUAAGUAUUAGGAGGAAUUUUUACCCACAAUUCUGUCAUCACAAUUCACAAUAAAUGCCUAAAAUACAUGGCUCUGUGUGUAAUCGCUCCAAAAAAUAUGAGUUUCACAUCUUUCAGUUAAAUUACUGAAAUAAAUAUACUUUUCAAUGACAUCCGAGAUGCACCACUGUAAUAUAUGCAAAAAAACAUUUACUUUUGUUACUGUCUAAGUCACAAACUUUGAAAGAAUAAAAGAUAUGCAGGAGCAAUCAUCCUAAAAAAGGUCGGUGGACAGAUGGUAUGGCAUCAGGUCUUAUUCGCUGAAUUUCCAGUACAAGUAGAGUGAAACCACACUUUUAACAUAUGAGUUUUUCUGUUUAUGGUCAACCCAAAGCAUCACUAAAAGAAACUGAAGCCACAGAUAAAACACACAGAUUUACAUAAUAACAAUGAAAUUGAACAGUGUCAUGGAAUUGUUUUUGCAGCAAAUGAUAGUAAAAGAAACUGUGCUUCAUAAGGGAGGCUGAGCUGUCUGUGGUCAGUGACAUCAUGGGACAGCAGCUCUUCCUCGUUCAGAUCACGCAGAAUGACUCACUGACAUUCAGCUUGCAGAUGCACAAAUCCUUAUUAAAAGCAAGAAGUUUUACAAGCGAAGGGCAAACUGAGGAAGUGACAGCUGAGAUGCCUUCUUUGAUGUUUAAAGACGCCUUUUGGGGAUCUGAUUUCACCUGUCGUGCUGGGUACGACGCCCUGAUCCAGAGGCUACUCGACGGGAGGCAAAUGUGCAAGGAUAUGGAGGAACUCUUGAAGAUGAGGGCAGUAGCAGAGGAAAAGUAUGGGAAGGAACUGGUGACGAUUGCUCGCAAAGCUGGAGGACAAACAGAGAUCAGCACUUUGAAAGCGUCCUUUGAACAACUGAAAACACAAAUAGAGAACAUUGGAAACUUUCACAUCCAAUUAUCUGAUAUAUUGAAAGAGGAGGUGAAAAAGAUUGAGACUUUCCGAGAACGUCAAAAAGAGCAGAGGAAAAAGUUUGAAAGCAUUAUGGAGAAGGUUCAAAAGAAAAAGGUUUCCUUGUUCAAGAGGACCAUGGAGUCUAAAAAGACCUAUGAGGUGAAGUGCAGAGAGACUGAUGAGGCAGAGUCAAUGGAGAAAACCAAUGUCUCAGCCAAAAACACUGAAAAGGUGCGUCACAGAGUCAAACAGUGUAGACAAGCGGCCAAUGAAGCAGAGAGGGUGUACUUGAACAACAUCGAUCAGCUCGAAACUGUUCGUCGAGACUGGGAAGAGACCCACAAAAGCACAUGUGAGGUCUUCCAGCAGCUGGAGGGAGACCGGAUCAACGUGCUCAGGUGUGCCCUCUGGGACCACUGCAACCACUUCUCCUUGCAGUGUGUUAAGGAUGAUGAGCUUUACGAGAAGGUGAGGAAGCUUCUGGAGCUGUGUGACAUCACCACAGACAACAACUGUUUUAUAGAGAUGAAAAAGACGGGAUUGAAGCCGCCAGAUCCCAUACUGUUUGAAAGCUACUACCCAGCUGGGAUGAUGAGGAACAGUAACGGCCUAGCUUUUUUUUCUCAAGAAGACAUGUCACAAAGGAGCUCCGACCCUCUACUCAGAAGCUCUCUGAACAUAAAUACUGAAGGUCCCAUAAAUUCACGACCAAGCCUGGUCUCUGUUUCAGAAAGUGAAAUGUCUGAUAAUGGAUAUGCACCCCUUCCGCUAUUAACCCCAGCAGAUGAUCACUUCUAUGUCGUGCUUUAUGAGUACAGAGCACAGGAGCAUGAUGAACUUUCUGUAAGCAGAGGGGACAUAGUUCAGGUCCUGGUGAAAGGAGAAGAUGGCUGGUGGACGGUGGAGAGGAAUGGGUACAGCGGGCUGGUGCCGGGAAACUAUCUGGACAAAAUCUGAUCCAGCACAUCGACACCAAGCAAAACUACAGACAUAUUUAACCAAUGAAAGCUUCUAGAUACUGUAUUUAAUCCGUUUUCAUUAAAAGCAUGGCUAAUUAUGUUACUGAAACCUGUUUACUGCCUGUAAAAAAGAAGUAAAGUUCCAGACGACGUUUGUGGGAAAAAUUUAAUUUUAUAUUAUGCUGACACAAAAAGUUAUUUCUGUGACUAAUUUGGUCUGGCAGUCAUGUACAGCUAACAGUGCUCUUGGGGUCCUCAGGUCAGGACAGGGCUCUAACAGUGGCGAUUACUCUAAGACUGCAAGGGAAGCUUUGCUUCCCCUUCUUGAAAGACCAGCAUCCACCACUGGGCUCUAAGUAGCUGUAUAUUUCACUCAUGAGUCUGGCCAGCUAUGUUCUUAAGUUAACAUCUUCAGACACAUUUUUAGGUUUCAUGGUUAGCAGCUCUACAACUGUGAUCUGUUUUAGAUGCAGAUUUCAUGAAAACGUGUGAGCAGCAUGGUGAAGAAACAAAAACAGAAAUUUAUAUUCCUGCUUCAGUCCCCUUUUGGGCUACACAACCUUUGAGGUACAAUGCAUUUCUGUCAUAAUCUGCCAUGUUAUGCUUUGUGUGUGUUUACUUUUUCAGUCAGGUGUUUUUUCUGUUCCUCCAGAUUAGUAGUUUAUUUCAGUUUUUACCUUCUAGAUUCUUGAGUUUCAUGUGUUUAUUUAUAUUUUCCUACAGAUCUACUUUUUCCAUUGGUUUUAUUAGUCUAGUCUCUGCCUCCUUUCGCUCUGUUCCUCAGUCUCUGCCUCCCAGAUGUAAUCAGUCUCAUUUCCCCUCGGUUCCCUGCAGCCGGUUCCACACCUGUUCCAUGUUUCCCUCUGAUUAAUUGCCUGCCUCUCUCAUUGGUCCAUACUCUAACUCCCACUACAUAUAAGCUUGUUGGUUUUGAUUGUUCCCCGCUGGUUUCUACGGUUUACGCUCCUGAUGUUACCAGGUUCCGUAUCCAUGUCUGUGUUCUGGCUUUCUCUGUAAGUUAUUAUUAUUAUUAAAAGGAGAAACCAACUCGCCAUGCUGCUCCUGAGUGUUCAUCUGCACUUUGGUUCCAAAGAAACCAGAAUUUAACUUGAUAAUUUCUUGACAGAGCAGGGCAUUCUACGUUAGUCACCCUAAAAUAAAAUUGUAAUCCUGCAACCUUACGAGUUCUGUGCAUUCCAGAGGUUUUAUUUAUCUACAAUACUGGGAUAAACUACGCUGUAAAAAAAAGGCAAACUAAACUACUUUCUUUUAUCAGCUGUAUUUAAAAAAAUUUGUUAGGAAAAUCUUUAUAGCUCAUAAAGACAUAUUAGAAUUUUCUGCACCACAUAAGGAAGUGGGGUUUGACUUGUAGUGUUUUUAAAUGACCUAUCAAGUACUGAACAGUGUUUCUGUCUGCAUUUGCAAUUGUAUUAUUUUCUUUUGUUCCUAUAUAUUUUGUUAGUUAUUAGCACAGUUGCAAACAUUGCACUUGUAUUACCACUUUGCUUUGUCAAUCUAGUUAAGUUUAACAGCUACAAAAUAGGUUGUGUGAACAGUAAGUAUAACAAUAAUUUGGACAUUUAACCAUUUCAAUCUUUCAAAGCAAGGUUUUUUUUUUUUUUUUUUUAAGUAUGCUGCAAAUUUAAUUAAAAUGCAUUUUCUCUGUACAAUGUAUUGUGGUUGAGUUUGCAAAUAAAAGAAGACCAGAUGAAAUAUUUGA